AUGGUGUUCAAAAGAGUUUGGGACACAUCCUGCCCUCACGUGUGGGACACUUGGAAAGCCGACGGUGUUACCUGGGUGGAGGACGAUGAAGAAGCGUUACAGAUUCUGUUAGAGCAUCUAUGCCCGGAUGAGCAUCUCAAUGCAUUAAGCAGGAGCGGACGUGGACGUGCAUACAGCUACAUAUUUUUCUAUAACCAAAGAAUGGGUUUUAAAAGAGUUUGGGAUUCAUCCUGCCCUCGUACAUGGCACUCGUGGGUAGCUGACGGCGUCACCUGGGUAAUGCGCGACCUUCGACCGGAGGAUGAUGAAGAAGCUAUCAGGAUUUUAGUGGAGCAUCUGUGUCCAGAUGAAGUGCUGUGCACUCUGAGUGAUUUUAUGAAUGAUCCUGCCAGUGUUAGCGGUAUAGCAGAAUUCUGGCGUGGCUGUUUAGCCGAACGAACGUCCAUAGGCUGCUAUGAGGAAAAAGAUGGGAAUAGUAAACUAGUGGGGUUAAAUGUUUGCGUGAUCUUGUGCCAAGGAGACGACCCCGAUUUUGUGAUUAAAGGCAAAGCUUGGAACAACGUGUACAAGGCGAUGAAAGUGUGCGAUAAAGUGGACACCUUCAAACUGUUGGGCGUCAACAAGCUUCUGUACGGGCUAGGCUUGGUUGUCUCUAGAGAAUAUCGUGGACAUAAAUUGGGGUCUACGAUACUCACUGCAAGAGAGCCUUUAGCCCUUUAUCACGGUGUAACAGCAGCCAGUACAGUUUUCACGGGGCCAGCAUCCCAGAAAAGUGCACAACGCGCUGGGUACUCUACCGCCCUUACUGUAACACUUAAGGAACUAGCUGAAGCCGGCCUGGACUAUCCACCUGAUGAAAACAGGUGCAUUAAGCUCAUGGUGAAGAACUUCACAUAG
Molecule: messenger RNA, 897 nt
Organism: Arctia plantaginis
Lineage: Eukaryota; Metazoa; Arthropoda; Insecta; Lepidoptera; Erebidae
Source: the annotation of a GenBank genome assembly